This is a messenger RNA of Plasmodium vivax (malaria parasite P. vivax), 1659 nucleotides long. Its product is annotated as GNS1/SUR4 domain containing protein. The record is from RefSeq and is a predicted model, not a curated record. Gene Ontology annotation, molecular function: fatty acid elongase activity. The transcript has a single exon. Gene Ontology annotation, biological process: fatty acid elongation, polyunsaturated fatty acid; fatty acid elongation, monounsaturated fatty acid; very long-chain fatty acid biosynthetic process. The coding region runs from base 1 to 1659 and encodes 552 amino acids. NCBI's taxonomy places the organism in Eukaryota, Apicomplexa, Aconoidasida, Haemosporida, Plasmodiidae. Gene Ontology annotation, cellular component: endoplasmic reticulum membrane.
AUGACCCCCCUGAGCCGCGCAUUCUGGGCGCCCGGGAAGGGCAGGGAGCUGGCGGGGAAGUACGAGAAGACGAUCCUGCUGAUCUCGCUGCUGUACAUCCCCGCAGUGCUGGCGCUGCAGAAGGUGAUGAGGAGGCGGAAGGAGAUCGAGGCCAAGGCGCUGAAGGUGGCAUGGAACGUGUGCCUGUCCGCGCUCUCCCUCAUGGGAGUGCUGCUGAUCCUCAUAUAUGACCCGCAUGUGCUGAAGAGCAUAAUCCUGGAGGAGACAGAGUACAGACCGGAAACGAGGGCAGUGAUCAGCAUUUUCACGCUGACAAAGGUAGUGGAGUACGGAGACACGGUUUUUUUAAUUUUAAAAAAAAAAAAGUUAACAUUUUUACACAGCUACCAUCACUUAAGUGUGGUUAUAUACUGUCUGUAUUCUCAAAAGGAGUUAGUUUCUCACGCGCAUUACUUUGUCUUCCUAAACUUGGUAGUCCACGCGAUCAUGUAUUUUUAUUUUGGCUUUAUUUACAUUGUGCCAAAAAUUCUGUACAAAGUCAGGCAAUUUAUAACCUGUUUGCAAAUACUGCAAAUGUUCAUUGGGAUUUUUAUUUCCUACUACGCCAUAAGAAAUGUGGAGAAUCAGAUUUAUGUGAAGAAUGCAAUCGCCAGUUUCGCUUUAUAUUUGACGUAUGCCAUUUUGUUUUUAAAUUUUUACUUUAAUAAUUAUUGCAAAAAUGUGAAAAGCAACGUGGCCACGUACAUGAUCAGUGUGCAUAUAUUGGGACUCAUUGGACUCAUAAUGUUAUGUACAAGCAAUGACACGUUAAGGUUAUUUAUUGAGGUCUCCAUCGGAUGUGUAUUUACCUUAACGUUGCUCAGUUGCUCCUUCCAUUUUAAUACACACUAUUGUUACCUCUGGAAGAACAAAAUAGGGGACACGAAUUUUUUGGAGCAAACUGAUUUGCUUCUUACGUAUAAGGCCAAGUACUUUUCCAAUAUGGCCUUUCUAAAAAAAAUGACCAUUCAUAUGAUUAAGACUUUCCUCCUUUGCUUUAACGGACUCGCUACCUACGCGCAUGACACGAUUUUCCUUUUUGUGAAUUUUUACUCGGAGAGGCUGAAGAGGAUUGCGCACGAGUCGGCCGCGCUGGAAAAAGGGGGGAAAUCCGCCACAGUGAGGGGUGCAGCGAUGAGCGGUGAGACGAGCGGUGCGACGAGCGGAGCGAGUGACAAAUCGAGUGACCAACCGAACGACCAACCGAAUGACGAACCGAAUAACCAAACGAAUGUGGCGAACCCCCCCGGGGAGGCCCCCAACCGAAGGGACACCAAAGCGAACAGAGUCUUCUUCCUCAUUAAAGACCUCUACAACCGAUCGAUCAUCUCCUACAUCAUAUACAAAUCGCCCAUCGAAAAUAUUGCCAAAAAUUUGGAGUCCAUUUCGCCUGACCAGUCAGCAAGAAAAUCGCUCCAAUUUACAUUUUUUCGCAUGACCAAGCAGGUCAUACAGAAUUACCUGCUCUACAUUGUCUGCCUGAUUCUCCCCAUAUACUACGGGCUGCGUGUGUAUAACGACGCGCUGCUGGGCCUGUGCGUGCACGGCGCGCUCAGGUGGCUUAUCGAAAUAUACUCCACCAAAAUUUUUAACAAGUCGCGCAAGCUGCACGGGCAUUGA